Molecule: messenger RNA, 8817 nt
Organism: Mytilus californianus (California mussel)
Lineage: Eukaryota; Metazoa; Mollusca; Bivalvia; Mytilida; Mytilidae
Product: matrilin-2-like
Exons: 21
Coding region: 194-6199 (2001 amino acids)
Molecular function (GO): calcium ion binding
Source: RefSeq, a predicted model, not a curated record
CUUGUUAUCCUGCAUUUCAGUUCUUGCAUACAAUAGACCAGGAAGUCUUCCCAUUUCAUAUGCAGACAGCAUUGCAUAGACUCGGCUUGAAAUGUUCUGGACGAGGUAAAGCCAGCAUGUGCUUACUUCUGCUUCUUGUUAUCCUGCAUUUCAGUUCUUGCAUACAAUAGACCAGGAAGUCUUCCCAUUUCAUAUGCAGAAAACAUUGCAUAGACUCGGCUUGAAAUGUUCUGGACGAAGUAAAGCCAGCAUGUGCUUACUUCUGCUUCUUGUUAUCCUGCAUUUCAGUAUUGUGGAGGCGGGGAUUUGCUAUUCAUCAUACGCCUGUAGUUAUACAGGUUAUGAAUCACAAAGUUACAAAAUCCAAUGCGGAUGGUUUGACUGGGAUAGAUGUACGAGAUACAGGUCCGCAGCAAAAACCUAUUACAGAAGAUGUUACACUUCGCAUUGCUGUUCCGGAUACACCGGAUCAUCUUGCUCACAAGCUAUAUGUUACGGUUCUACUUCUUGUCCAAAUGGAGGAUCAUGUUCCUUACCAAACACGUGUGUGUGUGCUCCCGGAUUUGGAGGUCCGCAAUGUGCAGAUGUGAACGAAUGUCAGCUGGGAACACACACCUGUCAGCAGCUGUGUACAAAUACAUUUGGAUCAUUUACCUGCUCAUGUAGAACAGGAUACACUCUAAACAGCGAUUUGAUAACAUGUACAGAUGUGAACGAAUGUCAGCUGGGAACACACACCUGUCAGCAGCUGUGUACAAAUACAUUUGGAUCAUUUACCUGCUCAUGUAGAACAGGAUACACUCUAAACAGCGAUUUGAUAACAUGUACAGAUAUUGAUGAAUGUGUAGACAGUAAUGGCGGCUGUAGUGAGUACUGUAGAAAUUUAGAUGGAUCGUAUGAAUGUUACUGUAAAACCGGAUUACAUGUAGCAAGUGAUGGAAAAACGUGUAUAGAUAUCGACGAAUGUUCUUCAAACAAUGGUGGUUGUGAACAAGUUUGUAAAAAUGACCACGCAGUUUUCCGAUGUGAAUGUUAUUCGGGAUUUAGCAUUGAUACAGAUGGACAAUCAUGUCAAGAUAUUGAUGAAUGUCUUGGAUCUAACAAAUGUACACAGUCAUGCAAUAAUACAAUUGGGUCUUAUACCUGUAGCUGCAAUCAAGAUUAUCAAUUAGAAAGUGAUGGUUUUACAUGCACUGACAUUAACGACUGCGUUGGGGUAAGAUGCUUAAAUGACGGAAGUUGUUUAGAUUUCCCAGGAUUAUACACUUGUAAAUGUAAACAGGGAUUCGAAGGAAAACACUGUGAAACAGAUAUCGAUGAAUGUUUAUAUUUAAAUGGAGGAUGUGAAGAUCAGUGUGAAAAUAUAAAUGGAUCUUUUCAUUGUGAAUGUAGGGGAAGUACAACUUUAGAUAAAAACGGUGUUUCUUGUAGAGGUGACACCGAUCAGCCAACUGUAUUUCAAACUCAUAAGAUUGCACGGAGGCUGCUUCCACGUGGAUGUGCUUUUGUAAAUCUCAUGUCCUGUCAAGGCGUUGGCAACGGAUUGGAAAUUAAACUAUCCUCUACUGAUUCAUGGUAUCGACUUAAUUCGAAUUCCAGUGUUCAUUAUACAUAUGGUAUUGUUUUUGCUGAAGCCGAAGAAUUUUCAAUUCCGAUUUCAGUCUCAGGAUUAGUUGUAGCUACAACUUCCUUUAGUUUUGAAUUAUUUACUGGAUCAGUGCUGUAUCUAGAGACAGACGGUACCAAACUGUCUGAUAUGCACGAUGAUAAUUGCCUGUUAUUUAAUACAACACCGAAAGAUAUUUACGACUUUGUGUCGUCAGGAUCUUUUAUUGGUACAGUGUUCGAUAGUCUGAGAAAUAAGCUUCCAUCUUGGUUACAGUUUUCAAAAUCUGGUGUUGGGUUACUUUCGGUAACUGAUCUUAAAACUCAUUUGACCUACGGCAACAAUGUUGACAAAUUUCAAGAAUGUUAUGGCGCCCCAGUUUUCAACAAUCGCUUAUAUAACGUAUUUAUAUUUGGUAGUGAUAUAUCUUUCAGUAUUUACGGCGACCAAAUUCAUAUGCCGGCUCCCCUUCGAAAUAACAAGUUUUGUGUGAUUGUGGACAUUUGUCAGAACUUAGGCGGUACAAUAUUUAUAAUGCUUCCUGCAGAAACUGGCGCAGAACUGAGUAAAGUUGGAAUAUUUAGCGAUUUGACCAAGACAGGGUUAACGUUAACACCACGAGGAAUAGGAUUAUCUCUUGGGAAAGAUAUAAAUGUUCAUUACAAAACAUCUGAGCUUGAACUAUGGAAUGGAGAUGAAAUGUUCUAUUACAGAGUGUUUGAAUCAGCUAAUGUCUGGCUUUACGCUGGUAUAGAAUACGCAUCAAGAAGUGACUCCCUAAAUAUAGAUUUAAAAGGAGAAGCAGAUAUAUUUUUAGCAGUUCCAAGUGUGUCCAGUUUACUUAUAGAUAUAUUUAUGGAACAAUGGAAUGGGCUGUUGCAAUUCAAACAUUUCAGUAUCAACCCAACAGUACGGUUAGAUUUUUGGAGACUAAACAUAACCUUUGUUAUAAAGACUAUCGCUAGUUUGGAAGUCUACACCUCAGUUGGAGGUGAGGACAAUAGAAUUUGGUGUGGUAAUGCAGCUAACCCGCCGGGCAUAUUUGCAUCUUUCUUGGUGGAUUAUAAUCCUUUCAAGAGUAUUCCAUUACUUGAAAAUUGGAUGUUUGCAGCAGCAGUUAAAAUUCAUGCAUUUGUUACUACAGAGGAAAAACUAUCCCUUCAAACAGAAAUAGAUGUUGUUAAUAACAUAUUACAAACUAAAGACAUUGUGGAACGAUUUCUAAAUUUGGUUGAUGAUUUUCGCAAUGAAUCUAUCGAUGCUCUUUCCGGUGACUUACAACAACAAUUGAGUAAGCUUUCAUUUUCAGUAUCAGAGUUAAGUUCGAGUCUUACUGAUAUAUUGAAUAGCCAAUCUUCGCUACAGAAUAUUUCAACAAGUAUGAAACUAUUAUGGGACAAGUUUAUAACAAUUAAGAAAACAACCAGAAAAUUACUCGACGAAUUGGAGUUUCAUGCAGGCAAAUUUGUUGCAAACUUGACUAAUUUACUUGAAUCUGAAAUUGCAAGAAUUGGCCGUAACAUUAAUUUAACUAUAUCUCGAAUUACUUCAAAGGUCUUUUCGUUAGUAAAAUCUUACACAGGUGCUGGUUUUCGUUUUACUGCUUUUGUAAGAAUAUUUUCCUUGGACUUCUCAUCAAUGGGAGUUGAGCUUGUUCAUUCAACCCAACGCUUAGGAGAGUGCAACAAAUUUAGAAAAGUGUAUGAACUUUUACACGGAGAACCAGCUAUUAGAGUACUUGCUAGAGGCAGUCAUCCGAUUAAACUUGGAUAUUUUUUGUCCCUGGAAACUGUUGCUCUGAGCAUAGCAAUCGGCAAUGGCAAGUUUGUUGCACAUGCUCACAUUGAUGUUUCAGUACUUGGAAUGAAGGCCUCUGGUGAUCUUUUUAUCAGUAGCAAUGGACUUUACGUUGUUAUAGAAGGUAACAUUUGGAAUAUUUUCCUGGCAAGAGUAACACUGUCUGUAGAACUCGGGCGCAAAUGGUAUGAGUUAACGUUUGCUUUGAAAGGCAUAUUAUUAGCAACAUCACACAAACUAGGCUCUACUACAGCUGCAAAUUCUGAUUUUCAAGUUAGUUAUCUCACUGGUCUUCGGUUAUUUGCUACAAAAUUAGCCAAUGAAGCUAAUAAAAGAUUGACUGCAGUUCAAAAUGGCUUAUCUUCUGCUCAAAAAGCACUAACGCGUGCCCAACAGAAGCUGAGCAAUGCUCAAAAUAAGGUCAGAGAUUGUCAUUCGUCAUUUGAUAAUGCAAUAAGUAAGCUAGAAACAGUAAAACGAAAGGUAGAUGAUGCCAAAAUUCCUUUUGAGAGAGCAUUAGAAACUUUACGAAAUGCCCAGAGAAAAGUUAAUAACCUGUGUAAAAUUAGACACUGCUCCUAUUUAUGCAUUCCAGGAUUCCGACUCAGAACUUGUGGCGGAUGGAUAAGAUAUCCCUGUUUUAAGUAUACCAGUUGCAUGUUUAAAGUUCCAAAUUUGUUAUGUGAAGCAGCAAAUCUUUUCUGCCGAGGUGUAAGAGCUCUCGCGUACAUUGCUUUAGAAGCCGCUAAGAUUCUGGUUAGGGUUCCAAUGAUAAUUUUUGAGACUGUAAAAGCUGCUCUAACAAUCGCACAAAAUGUGGUAGAUAAUGCUAGAGUAGUCCUUUAUGUAGCAGAAGGCAUAUUAGAAGUUGCAAAAUUCGGUCUGGAGGCUGCUAAAGGUGGUUUGGAAGUUGCCAAAGGUGCUAUUGAAGCAGUAAAAUUUACUGUUAAGGCUGGGUUAUAUGUAUUUGAUCUAAUCGUUCUUGGAAUCCAACAACUAAUUGAUGUUAAAAAUUGUGGCUUUGAAAUAGAAAUGUCUACACAUGAUAAAGCACUGUUCGAGGUAAGUUGUGAAGUAAAAGCGUUCGGAUUAGGUUGGACGACCUUUCGAUUUUGGUUUGAUUUCAGACAUCCCGUGACAAGUAUUUGGCGUAUAGCGAAAUCAACUGUGAAAACACUUUUUAAAUCAGUUACAAGUGUUUUUGGUAAACGAAAAAGAAGAGACGUUUCUUUCAAGGCAGUCUCAAAAAUUCACCACAUUUUAAGAUUAUUUAAAAGAGAUACAUUUGAUAACUCAAAUAAUGAAACUAUGUAUUUGAAUGACACAAUUUUCCAUGAUGGAAAUUGGACAUCAGAUAUCGAAUACACAAUUGAAUACUAUGAUCGAAUAAGGUACUUCGAGCAUAAUUGUAAGUUGUUCAACAAUGUUCAUUCUUUUUUAACAACUUCUUUCUAUUAUUUUCUCAAUAUAUCAGAUGAAACCGUCCGUGCGUUGAAUGAAAGUACUCAUUAUCGAAAUGAAAUUCAAAACAUUACUAUGUAUUCAACUGUUAACAGCAUGACAUUAGAAUCUGCAGGCAUAAGUGAAGAGGUCGCAUAUAACGAUUAUAAUUUAACAAUUAAUGAACUAAAUGCUGUGAUGGAAGAUGUUAAAAUAAACUUGAAAGAGGACCCUGUAAUGUCCGAAAUCGGAAACGUGACUGAGUUAGCAUAUAGGAUGGUAGACUCUGGAAUCGACGAAGCUAAUUCCCUUCCACUGAUUAAUCUUUGGAUGUUGGGAAUGGAAAAUUUUACCUUUGAUUUCUUCGAUGAAAAUGACUGUUCUAACUUUCAAGACUGUCUUCAACAUGCUUUCUCGGUCUUUUACGAUCUUUUUUCUGACGAUUCGAUAGAAAAUACAGAGUUGAAUAGAAAUUUAACGGUCACAAUUGAAGACAAUAUCUUGAUGCUUAUUUUAAAUGAAUCGCUUUUGAUUCAAGAUAUGUAUAAAUUAAGCCUUGAGAUCAAUGAUAGCUUAAAUGACUUAAUGGAGGCAAAUAUGUUUUGUUCUACACCACCAACAUUUUCUUCCCCUUUACCUAAUACAACUGUGUUGGUCGGAGACUAUCUUAGCCUUGUAUGUAAUGCUACCGGAGAUCCAGAUCCAGCAAUUUCCUGGUUCUUUAACGAUAAACGUCUCAAAAAUGAAACAAAUCCUGAGCUUAGAUAUGAUGAAGCAACUACAGUGCUGAGUGGACUAUACAGGUGCAUAGCUGAAAACGUGGUCUUGAAUACAACUUCAGAUGAGGCAUAUGUUAAUGUCAUAGAGUGUCCAUUGGGUACAUUUUACGAGUCCGGUUUAUGCCUCAAAUGUCCAAAGGGUGCAUUCCAGUAUAAAUGGAACCAACUACAAUGUGAGAAUUGUAAAGACGGCUAUACAACGCUGACGACUGGCUCUGUAUAUUACACAGACUGCUAUGAUAUUGAUGAAUGCAUUACAAACGUGUCCAGAUGUGAACAGAGUUGCAAAAAUACAAAUGGCUCCUUCACUUGCAGUUGUAAGUGGAUCUAUGAAUUGGCUCCAGACGGAAAAUCUUGUUCAGAGCUUAGUAUGUUGUUAAAGGUUAUGGUUUGUACAUUUAUCGGUAUUGCAGCCUUAGUUGUUGGUGUUAUUACAUUAAAGAUAUGGAAAGGAAGACAAAUGAAAAACAAUAAAAUAAGGCCAACAUUUAUAAUUGUUUGUGAGAGUAUACAAUCACCACCAAAGGACCAUAGUUUCAUACUGAAUAGGAAAAUGGAACUAACAAGUCACACAUGACAGUUUUAUUCAUACCAAUUACUUUUGACUCGAAGGUUUUAUUUAUACCUACAUUAGUUUAUGUUUGACACAUCAUUUUAAAUUUGUAGCACGAACUUACGCAUACUGUUUUAAGAAAAAAUGUCUUGUAUUUCGAAAUAUCGCUUGCUUACAAAAUUAAUGAAUAAUAGUAACGUUUUUUUAAACUAAUGGACGCAAAUGCUGUUUUACUAUUGAUUGGAAAUACUAAAGGUUGCAGUUCUGUAAAUAUAGACAAUGCAAUUUCCCAUAGGAACUCCUUUUGCGGCUUAAACUGUGCCAAUUUACUGUGAAGUUUCGUAAAAAUUCAUAUCCUGGAAUGGAAAGUUCAUAAGCACUACUAUUUUGGCAAAGGUCAAUACAUAGGAUUGUGCAGCAUAUUUUCAAUAUUUAUUGGCCUUGAACUUUUAAAAGUUUAAACUUAUACUAAAAUACUGUACUACCCUUUACUUCGAGUCUUCCUAAGAAUUCAAUUUGUUUGCUAUCCAAAAUUUCUGAUACUGGUAAAAUUCCAAAGUUAUGUUUUUAUGAGAUGAAGCAUGGAGAUCAUAUCGGGAUACAAGUAGGUAAACAGAAUAAAAUAUCUAUGAAUAUUAAAAAAUCUCCCCAAAAAGAGGAGUAGUGUGUUAAUCAGCUGUUUCUACAAUCAUUAACAUUGUAUGUUGAAUUAUUGUGUUUUCUUCUAUGGCCUUUGUUAAUUGGUUUUAGAGAAUACAAUAUCUAUCUAUCUAGUACAAAGUGCAACCUAUACCAACAUUUAUUCAAAUAGAAAAAAAUGUAAAAACUCUUUUAAUCAAAACAAUACUUAUUUAUCAGAAUCAUAGCCUAAACGAAAUCACUGCAUACAUAUAUUUUUACAGUACAUUAAAUACCCAAAACCUCAGUUUCAAUUUUUAAAGAAUUUGAAAACAAGACUUUAAUUAUUGAAACUAGCUGUCAGUAACUGCGAAUAUUCUCAGAUCUGUACUUAGUGUCUUUUUGUUGUAGGGAUGUAUAAGUACCCGGCCACGUCCACUCUGUGUUUUUGUUAUAUGUAUUUCUGUGUGUAUCCAUCUGAUGAGUUAAGCCUUUUUCAACUUAUUUUUAUAGUUUGUUCUUAUGUUGUACUGUUACUCCACUGUCCCAGGUUAGGGCACUAGAGCACACAAUAUAGUAAGUUUUAUAGAGGCUUUUUUAUUUUUUGAUCUGCUUGUCGCUUGCAUGUUUGUUAUUUGUAUGGCAUAUUUGUAUCACUCAGAAAUGUGUCCAUCCCCCCAAACGUGCCCGAUUCCCCCAUACGUGUCCAUGUGACGUCAAUGAACUGCAAAACAUGUCUAGUUGCUAAAGGGUGCAAAAACGUGUUCUGUUUAUGAAUGCCCAAUUGUGUCCAUUUUAAAAAAAAAAACGCCCAAACAUGUCCAGUUCAUACAAAACCGUAAGGUCUCCUUUUUAAAAGCACAGAAACCACAUCUGCAGGAAGCCUAUUGUACAAUACCCUCAUACAUUAUAAAGAUAUGUAGGCAUCACCGGAGAAUAUUAGUACAAAAGAAUUCAUUUAGUAAACGAUGAUUUAAACUAUACAAAAAUACUCAAUUGCAAUUUGUAUGUUUGUUCUAAAUAUGCAUGAUAUAUUUGCCACUGGACAUUAAACAAUCAACAGUCAAUGGUUAAUUAUGUGUUGCAAAUUUAGCUUGCAAUUAUGCUUAAUUUAGAUAACCGGCGUUGAACAAACUAAUGCUUAUAAAUAAGCACUUGGAAGAUAAAAUGUAUUAGAUUUCUUAAUUGCGAAGUACCUCAAUCUGAACUUUAAAACAAUGAUAAUUUUAUUGAUGAAAAAUUAAUAAAACCGCUGCACGUAAAAAUGACUUUUUGUUGUGCCAUUCUUUUUUAACCUGGUGUCUUGUUUAUUUCAAAGCAGAAGUCACUGUGCACAGUGUACCAUAUCUUGGACAUUGGUCUAUACGGAUUACUACACCUUUUCUCCAGAUGACCUUGGGUAGCUGUUUCGAUUGUUUUUAGAAUUCAACCGAAAUCCGACGUCUUCUAUCGUAUCCCACAUCAUUGACUAGUCUAUUGCCGUAAACGUUUUUGACUUCACGGAGUAAUAUUAGCGUUAAAAGUUUUGGGUGGAACUGGCGUUUUAAACUGGACACGUUUUGUCAAAUAACAAAUAUCGGACACGUUUGGGGAAUGUGAAGUCGGACACGUUUGGGCGAUUCAUGACUUAAAGGACACGUUUAGGCGAAAUAGAAACGUUUGGGGGAAUCGGACAUGUUUGUGGUGAUGGACAUGUUUGCGAGUGUUACAUAUUUAUUGUAACAUAUUGCCAUUUUGUUUGAUGUUUUAUCUUAUCGUUUGUUUUAUCAAUUGUUGCCACUAGAUGAUAAUUAUUUGUUGUUUUAUUAUAGUUUUCGUGACAACUAUUUACUUACAGCAGUAUAUAGAAUUAUUUAUGAAAUGCUUUUUUAAUUUCCUUAUCAAUAUACGUUAGUAGUGUACAUGGAGAAAUAUUCGCUUUCCGCUUUUAUUCUAAUAUGAUCUUACCUGAUAUAGUUUUUAGUGUUGAGUGCAAAAUGAAGUAAUGCACAGUUUUUACAAGUCAAUAAAAGAGUAAACUCUAA